AUGGUCAAUCUACGUGAACUCGAGUCGCACACGUACGUUUUUCUGGUGGAUUUCAGCUCCAUUCGCCCAUCGGCUCACUUCGAACGGAGGUCGGCAAUCAAUAGCCAUGCAGCCAGAAGAAUGCACUUGAAGCGAAGGCAGUCCCGAGGGGAGCAGCUAAAGACAGGGGGAAUGUCAAUCUUGACGUGGCAAGCCCUGGUGCCGAAAGGGCGGAUUAAUGGAAACAGAUCUUGGUGCACGCAUGCCGAGUCUCCACUGUUUGAUGAUGCAUACCAAAGUGAUGCUUGUGAAGUCUUGCCCGACUCCUUUGAGCGAGACAAUAACUACUUGAAAUCAGAGGAAUUAUGUCCGACCGAUCGUUCAGCGGAGGCUGUACGGGGUACAACAUUAAAAGCGACGUCAAAAUCGUUCUUCCACCCAGCGGAAUAUGCCCCGUUGGCUAUGCAGUCUUUCACAUGCACCAAAAAUGAACACGAGCUCUUUCAUUUUCUUCACAAUACAGUCUCGAAGAUCAUUUGUGAUCAUGGUCCAGCAGCACCUCUAUGCUACUUGCUACAAGCGGCGCAUCAGUUCAUCCACGACGAGGCCGUCAUGCAGCUGAUUAUCUCGUUCUCCAGUUAUAUUUACUCUAGCUUCCUUGGAGGAGAUGAGCACCACGAGAGAAAUGGUUUGAGGCAUUUCGUAGAGGGCAUGGCGGUUGUCAUUCAGAAAUUGGGGCAGCCGCAAUCCUCGACGUCUGAGAGCACCAUUCAAGCGGUAAUGUUGAUGUCGGCAAUUGAGGCCCUUGCCGGAAAUAUGGAGGGAGUCAAGACUCACAUUUCGGCGGCGAGACUGAUGGUCAAAAUGCGUGGAGGCCUGGAAACACUCUGCCCGCUUCUGCUAUGGCAAAUAUGCUCGGCCGAGCCACGUAUCUUCGAAACCACCGGUCUAGAGACGUUUCCUUGUACGGAUCGCCACUUCGGCUUGUUCCUUCUGAAUUACCGACCGGAUGUUGGCAUGGAGCACACCACUCUCAGCGGAACAUCGCCUUUCGACAAACAACCUGUCGACGAUGUACUGGAGUUCUGUGAUCCUCUCGAUCUGCCCCCUAACCUUUACCUCUCAGCUUGCGUCACCGAGCUUUUGUUAGUAACGAGGCAAUUCCGAGAGCUCAGCGAGGCAAGAAAUCAGCUUCGUGAAGAUCAAGAAAGCCAGCGUCCUUCACCGUACCCUUCUGCGUGGUGCUUCUCGGUAUCUAACGCUGUUCGUUCGCCACAUUUUUCAAUCCUCAACCCAGAAAGCAUGCAACUGGGACCCUGCAGCGUCAACAACAACGAAAAGGCAAAAUCCUCACAAAAGCACGACACAACGCGCCUGGUGUGCUUGUUUUAUAUCCAUGCAACACUGUGGAGGUAUAGACACGAGCCAACUGAGACGGAUAGGUACGUACGACGCAUGGUUCAAGAUGUGCAACAAAAUCUACAACUGAGCCAAACACUUGACGCAUUAAGCUGGGUACUUGUCUGGCUUUGUCUAAGUGACGAAAAUCUAAAGACAGAUGACAAAGAGAUUGGUUGGAGAGGGCUGACGAGGUUGGUUUCGCGGUUAACCCGUGUUGCGGGAAGGCUGGGCAAGCAGAGCCGGAGGAAUCUGGAGCUCGCCAUGUUUGAAGGCCUGGUGGGCCAACAGCAGUUAUCAGCAGUUGGGCAGGGUGAACGUGGUAAGAGUGCCGAGCAUCCUAACAGAACCACCGGUGGCUGGAGGUGGCCGGAACCGGAGGAGGUCUGGAAGGAAUUCAUCGCAUGA
This is a messenger RNA of Cladophialophora immunda, 1785 nucleotides long. RefSeq lists its product as uncharacterized. Bases 1 to 1785 code for a protein of 594 amino acids. The transcript is spliced from 5 exons. Lineage: Eukaryota; Fungi; Ascomycota; Eurotiomycetes; Chaetothyriales; Herpotrichiellaceae. The record is from RefSeq and is a predicted model, not a curated record.